Messenger RNA from Aspergillus pseudotamarii, 1911 nucleotides. Its product is annotated as unc-93 family MFS transporter. The record is from RefSeq and is a predicted model, not a curated record. Gene Ontology annotation, biological process: transmembrane transport. The coding region runs from base 138 to 1661 and encodes 507 amino acids. Gene Ontology annotation, molecular function: transmembrane transporter activity. The transcript is spliced from 5 exons. Lineage: Eukaryota; Fungi; Ascomycota; Eurotiomycetes; Eurotiales; Aspergillaceae.
UUCUUUUCGCCUUUUUUUCCCAUUUUAUUUAGAUAUAUAUUCUUUGUAUUUUGAUUGAACUCCUACUCUCCUAACGAGCUCUUACGCAGCCUCUUAUCACAGCCUUUAGAGAUUCCCUUCUUGCAUCCUUCAAAGCAAUGGGUAACUCAACGGUUGGCGAUGAUAAUCCUGCGGAGAAGGAGUUUGCUGCCGCCACUUCGGACCCCGAGGCUGGUCAGGACUCUGUCACGGGGAAACCAUGGAUGUACAAGCCCUGGAAGAUCGGCCCUUUAACACUACCUUGGUUUGCACACCCGAUGACCCAGCUCGUUCUGGUCUCCUUUGUUUGUUUCCUUUGCCCUGGCAUGUUCAAUGCUGUGAGUGGUCUUGGGGGUGGUGGCCAAGUCGAUGCAACCGAUGUUAACAAGGCCAACACUGCGCUAUACAGCACAUUUGCCGUGGUAGGCUUCUUCGCUGGCUCCAUUGCCAAUCGUAUUGGCCUCCGCCUGACUCUCUCGCUUGGUGGUUUUGGAUACUUCCUCUAUGUGGCAUCACUGCUCUCAUAUAACCAUAACUCCAAUGCCGGCUUCCUGGUCUUUUCUGGCGCGCUGCUUGGUGUGUGUGCUGGGCUGUUGUGGUGUGCCCAGGGAGCCGUCAUGAUGAGCUACCCACGUGAACACGAAAAGGGCAAAUAUAUAUCCAUCUUCUGGGUGAUCUUUAAUCUCGGUGGCGUGAUUGGCAGUCUGGUACCUCUGGGCCAAAAUCUGCACUCUACCGCUGGUCGGGUCAAUGAUGGUACAUACAUAGCUUUCAUGGUCCUUAUGGCAGUUGGUUUUGUUCUCGCAUGGGGUUUAUCGGAUUCAAAGUACAUUAUGCGCUCAGACCAUUCACGUGUCAUCGUCAUGAAGAACCCCUCCUGGAAAUCAGAAUUCAAAGGUCUUCUUGAAACCCUGCGCAGUGACUAUUACAUUGUCCUAAUGUUCCCUUUGUUUUUGUCGAGCAAUUGGUUUUACGGUUACCAUUUCAAUAGCGUCAAUGGCGCCUAUUUCAAUGUCCGCACUAGGUCUCUCAACAGCUGCCUCUAUUGGCUCAUGCAAAUGGUUGGUGCCUUCAUCUUCGGCUUUACUCUGGACAUGAAGUUCUUUUCUCGGUCAAUGCGCGCAAAGAUCAACUUCGCCCUACUCUUCCUUCUCACAUUGGGCGUUUGGGGUGGCGGUUAUGCAUUCCAGAAGCAGUAUACUCGUGCCGACGCGCCGCUUGAUAAGGACUGGUCGGAUAGUGGCUAUGUUGGUCCUAUGUUCCUUUAUAUGUUUUAUGGUUUCUACGACGCUGCCUUCCAAACCUGCGCUUAUUGGUUUAUGGGAUCACUUACCAACAACGCGCGCAAAUUGGCAAACUUUGCUGGUUUCUACAAGGGAAUCCAGUCCGCUGGCGCAGCGGGAAUGUGGGCCCUGGACCUUGAUAAGGCUCCUUUUAUGACCGAGCUUGCCUCUUGUUGGGGUCUUCUUCUCGGAAGUCUUCUGAUUGCAUCCCCCAUAAUCUUCUUCAAGAUUAAGGACCAUGUAGAUAUCGAAGAUGAUCUCAAAUUCUCCGACGAAACAACACAUGACGUCAUGGGUAACAUCCCUAUGGAAGAACAGACAUCUGGAAAGAGGGAGGAGAAGCGGACGUCUGUCGCUUAAUUUUGCCUAGUGUUGAUUCUUUGCUGCUUAUUUGAAUGUAUCGCUCCUUUACACUAAGGCUAACAGUUGAUAUCCAUAAUGACAUGUUAGGUGGCCUCAGUGAAGCUUCUCUUUAACCCUUUACCCCGAGGUACAGACUCUCAACUUUUGAUGUACCAUUGAAAUAAUGUUCAAUCAUGUAUUUAAUUAUGCCCAGUAGUCAUGAAUAGUUUAACAUGAGACUGUCUGACGUAAACCGAGAAAGUAGGGA